Salmo salar (Atlantic salmon) is the source of this 2724-nucleotide messenger RNA. The record is from RefSeq and is a predicted model, not a curated record. Lineage: Eukaryota; Metazoa; Chordata; Actinopteri; Salmoniformes; Salmonidae.
UUUGCAGAGAACGACAGGGUGUUGUCCAGGGUCAUGCCAAGGUUCUAUAUUUUGAUGUUGCUCACCCUUUAGUUUUCUGAUGAAAUGCUUUCAAUAUUUGUAAAUUAAUUUCUACAAUUUAUAGUUGGUUUGAGGUUUUUAAGUCAUUGACAUUUGGAGCUAUUUGAAUGUUAACAUCCCAUCCCAUGUACAUUGUGCAAUUUACAGAUGGUCCCUAACUAGCCCCAUAUGGAAAUCCAAAGUUAAUCCAAAUUUACCACAGGCAUUAUGAUUGGGUCGGGUACAGCAGCACCCUGAAUUGAUGAUUACUUGUGUGCUGCCAGCUGUGGGCAUGUGGGCAGUAUUGAACAGCUGUGGAGACUGCUGAGGGGAGAAUGGCUCAUAAUAAUGGGUGGAAUGGAGUAAACGGAAUGGUACAAAAUUAAUUUAUGUUGUGAUGCAGUAGUCACGACCACAAUCUCACAAAACUCAGUUAAAGACUGACUUUAUGACAAAUUAUCCUAUUUUCAAUUGGUAGUCAAUUUUGACACUGAAGAAUACGUUUUGGACUCAUAUCAAUACCACACAUGCUGUUUUCUAAAUGAGAAGUUGGUUUUUAGGGGUGGUUGCUGUUUAAAGAGAAAGAAUUUGCUAGUUAAGAUGAGCUAUUUUUACUUCGCUGUCCUUACCACGUGCGUGAUGUUACCAAAUCAUUAUUUAGAAUUAAAGCCAAGCUGACAUUUGACAUUAACUCACCGCCUGUCAGAGAGCAUGGGAGCAAUUAUAUAUCUCCUGAUUCUGGCGCUUCUCAAGGACUAUGGUCAUGGAGAGCCACAGGAAGGUAUUGCUGUGUAUGUUUUUCUGGGUUUAUUGACUUCUGGUGCCACUCAACAAUGCUUGGACAUAGACGAGUGUGUUGAAUCCCCAGAUAUUUGUGGGAAUUGGGGAACCUGUCGUAAUACGGGUUGUAGCUACAUGUGCUUGUGUCCCAAUGGAUUUAGGAACUCUGGUGACAGACAAACUUCGUGUGUAGAGAAAGACAAGUGUGUUGAGUCCCCAGAUAUUUGUGGGAAAUGGGGAACCUGUCUUAAUCAGGUGGGUAGUUACAUGUGCCAGUGUCCCAAUGGAUUUAGGAACUCUGGUGACAGACAAACUUCUUGUGUAGACAUUGACGAGUGUAAUACAGACGGAGUAUGUGGAAAGAGGGGCAUCUGUCAAAACCUGAUUGGCAGUUACUGGUGCGAGUGUCCUGCUGGAUUUACUAACUUUGGCAAAAACCAAAAUAAGUGUGUAGAGCUUAAUUGUGACCAGUACGAAACACAGCCUGGACAGACUCUACCAGGCUUUGACAGUUUCUUGUCUCUGUUGAGAAACAACUGUUUGGUGUUGAACAACUCUACGUUGUCUGGACCUACAAGACCGCUGCCAACUGGAGAUGUGCUUUUGACAUUACUGGUUAAUACCACUGAUGUUCUUCAACUGGACCUCCAGUCCAAUGGUCACCGUAGUAGCAGUGAAGUGACUAAGUUACUGAAGACCAUUGAAAUCUCGAUCAGACUGAUCGCUCCACUGCUGACCGAGAACGUGACCAGGAUAGAGACCAACCACACAGACGUUGAGAUUCUGGUGAGGAGAGACAAGACUCCACCUAAAGGACCAGUCAGCCUGACCAAUGAGAACACUCAACUUGACACCACCUGGGAGACGGUGAUUGGAGAUUACCAGAAUUACCAAGGGUUUGCGUUUGUCGUUCUGCUCAGCUAUAAGAAUCUGGAUAGUCUGAAGGACACCACUUCUCGUCAGAACCUGCAGCUCAUGUCCAGUGCUUUGACGGUGUCCGUUAGCAACUCCAACACAACAAACCUGCCCCAACUGAUUAAUCUCACCUUCAAUCACCUGCAGUCCAGUGAUGUUGACCCCACCUGUGUUUAUUGGUCGGAUGAGAAUGGACCGGGGGUGUGGUCUGAGCUGGGUUGCACCUCAGUGAUGUCAAACUCCAACCAAACUGUGUGCUCCUGCAGCCAUCUCAGCACAUUCGCUCUGCUGAAGGGAAUCCAUCAGAAAAAGGGAACCGGGCAGCUGUCGUUGGUGAUGUGGGGGGGUGUGUUUGUGGCACUGACCUGUGUGGUCCUGUCCCUGAUCACAACCCUGUGGUGUCGCUUUGUCAGCCGCAAACGCCGUGGAGGAAACCGGCUGAAACAGGAUGUACAACUCCAUAGAAAAUAAGACAUGGAUUUUAACUAUUUGUGUUCUAAGAAAAGCUUUACUUGGAAUGAAUUUGUAACGUUGUCUCUUGGCUUGCAAGGACAUCCACAUGCCAGCAUUUUUUAUUUAAGUAGUAUAAAAAUGUAUCAAACAAACAAAAAUAUAAGAACACAACUUUAUGUUAAUAGAUAUACAAUAUCUCAUGUAUAUAACUCUUAUCAGUUCUGGAGUGUAACAGAUGAGCUCUCAUCUCUAUGGCAACAUACAUAAAUGCUUUUACUCUUAAACAUGGUGUGUAAUUUGUAGAGAUGAGAAUAGUGGUAUAUCCACUCAACGCUGCAUUUGACCAGUAUUAUGCCACUUGGUUGUUGUUGUAACUGAGUUAUUUUAAGUGAAAGUAAUAUUUUCCUGUUUAUUUUAGUGCUUGAGAAGGUAUUUAAUUCCAAAAAUCAUCUCGCUAUUAUUUCCUCCAUUCUGAUAUAAAUAUCUAAAUAUGAGUUGUCCGUUUCUUCAAAAAUAAAGCACGACAUCAUCCUGAAA